Acanthosepion pharaonis is the source of this 1125-nucleotide messenger RNA. Lineage: Eukaryota; Metazoa; Mollusca; Cephalopoda; Sepiida; Sepiidae. The record is from the annotation of a GenBank genome assembly.
AUGGAAAAAAUUAUAUUCACAGACCAUCCUGUUAGACCUUCUUCAUUAGACCUUCCUACGUUAGACCUUCUUUCAUUAGACCUUCCUUCAUUAGACCUUCCUUCGUUAGACCUUCCUUCAUUAGACAUUUCUUCGUUAGACGUCCCUUCAUUAGACGUUCCUUUCGUUAGACCUUCCUUCAUUAAAGCUUCCUUCAUUAGACCUUCCUUCAUUAGACAUUCCGUCGUUAGACCUUCCUCUAUUAGAAAUUCCUUCGUUAGACCUUCCUUCAUUAAACUUUCCUUCAUUAGACCUUCCUUCAUUAGACAUCCCUUCGUUAGACGUUCCUCUAUUGGAAAUUCCUUCGUUAGACCUUCCUUCAUUAAACCUUCCUUCAUUAGACCUUCCUUCAUUAGACAUUCCUUCGUUAGACCUUCCUCUAUUAGAAAUUCUUUCGUCAGACCUUCCUUCAUUAAACCUUCCUUCGUUAGACCUUCCUCUAUUAGAAAUUCCUUCGUUAGACUUUCCUUCACUAAAGCUUCCUUAAUUAGACCUUCCUUCAUUAGAUAUUCCUUCGUUAGACCUUCCUCUAUUAGAAAUUCCUUCGUCAGACCUUCCUUCAUUAAACGUUCCUUCGUUAGACCUUCCUUCAUUAGACAUUCCUUCAUUAGACCUUCCUCUAUUAGAAAUUCCUUCGUCAGACCUUCCUUCAUUAAACCUUCCUUCGUUAGACCUUCCUUCAUUAGACCUUCCUCUAUUAGAAAUUCCUUCGUCAGACCUUCCUUCAUUAAACCUUCCUUCGUUAGCCCUUCCUUCAUUAGACAUUCCUUCAUUAGACCUUCCUCUAUUAGAAAUUCCUUCGUCAGACCUUCCUUCAUUAAACCUUCCUUCGUUAGACCUUCCUUCAUUAGACAUUCCUUCAUUAGACCUUCCUCUAUUAGAAAUUCCUUCGUCAGACCUCCCUUCAUUAAACGUUCCUUCGUUAGACCUUCCUUCAUUAGACAUUCCUUCAUUAGACCUUCCUCUAUUAGAAAUUCCUUCGUCAGACCUUCCUUCAUUAAACCUUCCUUCGUUAGACCUUCCUUCAUUAAAACUUCCUUCAUUAGACAGCCACUACAAAGACGAAUAUCUUUUAAUAUAUUUUAA